Molecule: messenger RNA, 2245 nt
Organism: Benincasa hispida (wax gourd)
Lineage: Eukaryota; Viridiplantae; Streptophyta; Magnoliopsida; Cucurbitales; Cucurbitaceae
Product: trihelix transcription factor ENAP2-like
Cellular component (GO): nucleus
Molecular function (GO): transcription cis-regulatory region binding
Source: RefSeq, a predicted model, not a curated record
CAACCACCGGACGAGAAAUCACUAUUCAAAAAAAAAAAAAAAAAGGAAAAAAAGAAAAAUGGCCGUCGACCGGCGGCCACGCGCUUGUCGCGUGAGAUACCACGUGCUUCGUAUUCCAUGAAUAACCGGCCAAAGGAUAUCCCACCGUGAACCCUCUCCGUUUGGGGAAAUUCCCCGCUGGCCAGCCAGCCAGCCAGCCCCACCGCAGUCUUCCGCUAGUCAGCGACCCCACCCCACGCCCCCGUUUCUCCUCACGCCCCCCCCUUUCUUUUGGGCCGAAGCCGUAGCCGAAUCCGAGCCCUUCCGACACAUUAACCAAAACCAUGACCCAACCCCCUCCUUCCGGUCCCGGCCCGCUUCCUUUUCGGUUCCCUCCUAUCCCUUAUCCCUUUCCCAUCCCCGGCGAUAUCAUCGCCUCGACCGCUUCACUCGCUCCUCAUCGCCGACGCUCUCUCUUUUAUCUUCUCUUUCUAUUCCCCUCCUUCCCCUUCCCCUCUCUUCUUCUCAUUUCUCAUGGGGGAUCUCACCGAUUCUCUCACCCCUUCCUCUGCUAACUCUCGCCAAGUUCCCAUUCGUGAGGAUUGCUGGAGCGAGGACGCUACCUCCACUCUCAUCGACGCUUGGGGUCGCCGUUUUCUCGAGCUCAAUCGUGGCAAUCUCCGUCAGAAAGACUGGCAGGAUGUUGCCGAUUCUGUUAACUCUCUCCAUGGUCUUACCAAGAAAACCCAUCGUACCGAUGUUCAGUGUAAGAACCGGAUCGACACCGUUAAGAAGAAGUACAAGACCGAGAGGGCUAGGGUUUCUGCUUCCCACGGAAAUUUUGUUUCCUCUUGGCCCUUUUAUGCUCGUCUCGACGAACUCAUUGGUCCUACUGUUUCUAUGAAGAAACCCUCUUCUCCUCCUAUGGCUCUUCCUUUGCCCUUUCGUAAGACGCCUCCCCCUUCCGCUGCUGCUACUCCCGCCGUCGUUGCUGUCUCUCAGAAGCGGACUGCUUCUGCCAUGGACGAUGGCUAUUUCCGGAGGAAUUACUCGGCUAUGGCGGCCGCUGCUGCUGCCGCUGCAUUGACGGAGGAAGAGGAGGAGGAGGAGGAGGAGGAGGAGGAGGAGAGAGUGAGCGACGAUGAGGAGGCGGAAGGGGAAGGCAUUAGUCGGUUGGCAAGAGCGAUUAAAAGGUUUGGGGAGGUGUAUGAAAGAGUGGAGGCAGAGAAGGUGCGACAGAUGGUGGAAUUGGAGAAGCAGAGGAUGCAAUUUGCCAAGGAUUUGGAAGUGCAGCGGAUGCAUAUGUUUAUGGAGACCCAGGUUCAGCUUGAGAGGAUUAAGCGAGGGAAGAAAUCAACUCCCAGUGGACUAGAAAAUUUGUUCUCAAGUUUCAAUGUUGCUUCUAGCAUGAUUAUGUUUGGGCUUGGAAUGUUUCGGAGGAUGUCUCCAUGGUCUUGGACGCAAGCCUGUAGGUGGAAAGCUUGAGGAAAAAUUUGGAGUGCGUGAUGUCUUCCUGUAGAUUAAUGACAGUGGGGUUGGCCCUAACUGAUAUAUAAUUGGUAUCAAAAGGAAAAAAAAGAAAGAGGGUACUGAAAGGAUGAUUCCUUCCUCAAGAUUAUACUAUUGGAUCAUGUAGUUUUGUAUCAGUUAUUUUUAUCUGAAGAUUAUGAAACCAGCUCUCUGCUUCAUUAAUGAUGUCACGUGCCAUACUCCCACUCCAAUCUUGUUUUGUGGUCUACUUUGGUUUAACUUAUGUAAUUCAGGUUCUUAAAAGAAAAGGGCCUAUACGCUUGGUUGACCGCUUCUUCUAUUUGUCAUUCUGUUUUUGCAUCUUGAUCCGUGAUCAGGGCUUUAGUGUUCUUUUGAGUUUUGAAAAUAUCCAGAAAGAUUCUUUCUCUGAGGGUGUCGCGCGCCGGAUCCGCGAUGAAGAAUGAUUUGCUCGGGAAAAAAUUUUGUGCUUAUGUGGAUGGGUCGCUUCAAUUUCCCAAGACUCGAGACAUAGAAAGCAAGAUAACCCUUUCUUCCCUUGCUCUAAGCAUCUAUCGUAUGAAAUACUACGAUGUAUCUAAUUGGCCAAUCCACAUCCCAACCCAAAAUGAAGACAAGAAUCGUGCUUCAUAAGUUUGAUUUAUUUAUAGAAUAGGAAGCUAAAGGAAGGGAAAUCAACCGAGAUCCCGUUAGUAGCGGCGAGCGAGAGUGGAUUGGGGGUUUGAAGAAAAACAAACACGAAGCUUCGUUCCUCAGCAAAGUGUGAACUUCUUUUUCG